Messenger RNA from Phycodurus eques (leafy seadragon), 1667 nucleotides. RefSeq names its product RCC1 domain-containing protein 1-like. The transcript has 8 exons. The record is from RefSeq and is a predicted model, not a curated record. Lineage: Eukaryota; Metazoa; Chordata; Actinopteri; Syngnathiformes; Syngnathidae. The coding region runs from base 119 to 1366 and encodes 415 amino acids.
AAAAAAGUAAGCUUCCUGAAAAUCUGUUGAGAAAUGAGCAAGAUACGAUUUAAUUUCAAUAUCCAUACAUCGCCUUUGAUAGGAAAGUCGCCCCUGCUAACAUGGCCGCCACGUAGGCAUGUUGGUUAGCCGGGGUGCCUUCAUAUUGGUGGUCUCAAUUAUUGUGGGCGCUCAAAAUUUGCAGGAAGCUACAACGUGUCGUUCUGUUUGUCCUGGCACUGUGUCGUUGGGGGCUCGAAUGCGCUGGUUCGGCUUCGGCUUUAACGCCUUUGGACAGAUACAUGGCGGUGAUUUUGCUAUUGACGACGACACCACCAAUGAAGUUAAAUUGAUCACACCGACACAGUUGACGUGUCAUGUUGACGGAAGCUGCUGCAAGAAAACAAGUGGACUCCGAGCGAGUUGGAGUCGUAGAGCAUCCCUUCACUCGAAUGGUGGUCGCUGUUUGUGCUUGGCAGGUUUCAAGGCUGCGAGUGGGAUUUAUGGGACAGGGUGCACGGACGCAGUUAUCGGGGAGUCUUUCUUAAUCCUCGCUUUUCCAGACAGAAUUGAAUCAUGGGACAUGGACAACGACGAGAAGAAGACUCCAGUCUGGAGCAUGGAACUCAAAACAACGUCCGAUAGUGCUGGUAAUAAUACCCCUCUGAAUCUGCCAUUAAUCACUGAUGGUUACAUUGCCAUAAAACCUCCCUUCUACCGGCCAUUAUCUCCACACCUGAAGGCCACCAGACUGGCAAUGGGUGCAGAGCACAGCGUUCUCCUCAGCGCCUCUGGAGCUGUGUACACCUGGGGACUGGGCAGUCACGGUCAGUUAGGGCACGGGGGCCUCUCAUCUGAAGAGCAGCCCAGGGUAGUGGAGGCUCUUUGGGGCAUGACCAUGAGCUGUAUAGCCACAGGAGGCUGGCACACUGUCUGCAUUAGUGAUGGGGGUGACCUGUAUGUGUGGGGCUGGAACGAGAGUGGCCAGCUUGGACUUCCCUCGCGAGCUGUGAGGCAGGCACAGCAGCAUCAAAGUAGUCCAGCAGCAGCAGACUCGUCGUCAUAUACGGAUACACCAGAGGGAGAGAAGGACAAAGAAGUGUUUAUAUCCAUCCAGGCAUUCCCAGCACUAUUGGACAUCACUCCAUCGUGUGAGGUGACGGUGGUUGGCUGUGGCUCCCGACACACAGCUGCAGUGACAUCUGCAGGUGAUCUCUACACAUGGGGAUGGGGUCAGUACGGUCAGCUGGGAUACGAGGCAUCCUGUUCCGACGAGCCGCACCGUGUGGAGUUCUUCACGAAACAACAGAUGCGUGUCGUCAAUGUGACAUGUGGGACGUGGAAUACUUUUGCUGCUGUUGUCAAGGAGGAAGUGGCAGCCUCUUAAAUAUGGAAUCCUAUAGAUAAUCAUGGACUUUGUACUAUAUCCAUAGGGAACUGACAACUUUAAGACUUGAAUUAAAGUAUUUGUAUAUGCUCAAAAAUGUGAAAUUACAGCUUUUGUGAAACUUUUUAUAUGGAAAUAGAGAGCGAUUUAAAAAUCAGAAGUGGGGGUGAUUUACAUAUAAAAGUAAAGCCAAUAAAAUCCAUAUACGUAAUUUACAGCAAAUAACUACUUUAUAUAACUGAUUAAAUAAUAUAGGUAGAUGAUCAAUUUCCAUCUUCACAGCACAAUCUUGAAGGAACUG